UUUUCCUCGCGCGGCAUAGACCAGACACUGCAACCAAACACGGCCAAUUGGAUAACCAUGAAAAACUGAAAACCCCCACCAAAACCCCCCGCAGCUCCUUCUCUUCUCUAUCUCCACAAGAUAGAAAAUGGGUCUUCUUCAAAUACACUCUCCAAUCGCGGUGUUUCUCCGCAAACCAGUCUCGUCCUCCCAUUCUAAACCGCCUUGUCUUCCUCCGUUCCAAGAUUCCACCAAGAAUUUUGGACGAAGUUCGCUUUUUUCGUCUUCUCCUGGGAUUAGGGACAGGCUCUUGACGCUAUCCACUGUACCCAGAAAGCUGCUCUGCGCACCACCUCAAGGGAAGCACGUCAGAGAAGACUAUCUUGUGAAAAAAUUGUCGGCUCAGGAGGUGCAGGAUCUUGUGAGGGGAGAAAGGAACGUGCCCCUUAUCAUUGAUUUCUAUGCAACAUGGUGUGGACCCUGUAUUUUGAUGGCCCAAGAACUCGAAAUGCUUGCGGUGGAGUAUGAGAAUAAUGCCAUGAUUGUGAAAGUUGAUACGGACGAUGAGUAUGACUUUGCCCGAGAUAUGCAGGUACGUGGCCUGCCAACUUUGUACUUCAUCAGUCCAGAUCCCAACAAAGAGGCUAUUCGAACGGAAGGUCUUAUCCCAAUUCAGAUGAUGCGCGAUAUCCUGGACAAUGAGAUGUGAAGGCAUUGCAAAA
Messenger RNA from Syzygium oleosum, 701 nucleotides. RefSeq names its product thioredoxin-like protein CITRX2, chloroplastic. Gene Ontology annotation, molecular function: protein-disulfide reductase activity. Lineage: Eukaryota; Viridiplantae; Streptophyta; Magnoliopsida; Myrtales; Myrtaceae. The transcript has 4 exons. Gene Ontology annotation, biological process: plastid organization; cell redox homeostasis. Gene Ontology annotation, cellular component: thylakoid. Bases 128 to 688 code for a protein of 186 amino acids. The record is from RefSeq and is a predicted model, not a curated record.